AUGAAUGUGAAGAAGAAAACUAAACAGUGUUAUGAUGAAGAUGAUAGAGCUGAUGGGAGAUUCAGAGACAGACUGCAGGUGGAUAUUCAGACUGUAUCUCUCAUCAUCACAGACAUCAGAAUCACACACUCUGGACUUUAUGUGAUAACAGUCAGCAGCCAAAGGAGACCACUCAAGAUAUUCAACAUCACUGUCUGUGUGUUUGCUACUGAAUCUGUGUCAGUGACUGAAGGAGAUUCUGUGUCUCUGUCUGUGAGUCUGACUUUAGAACAGAGAGGAAAUAAAAUCAUGUGGAGAUUUGGACCCACAGAAGUUAUCAUAGCUGAAAUGAAUGUGAAGAAUAAUACUAAACAGUGUUAUGAUGAUAGAGCUGAUGGGAGAUUCAGAGACAGACUGAAGCUGGAUGUUCAGAGCGUAUCUCUCAUCAUCACAGACAUCAGAAUCACACACUCUGGACUUUAUAACAUCACCAUCAGCAGACAAGAGAUGCCACUCAAGAGAUUCAACAUCACUGUCUAUCCUCGUCUGCCUGUUCCUGUCAUCUCCAGAGUCUCUUCACAAUGUUCUUCAUCAUCAUGUUGUUGUGUGUUGUGUUCAGUGAUGAAUGUGUCACAUGUGAGUGUCUCCUGGUACAAAGGAAAGAGUUUCUUGUCCAGCAUCAGUGUGUCUGAACACAGAGACAUCAUCAGCAUCUCGCUUCAUCUGGAGUGUCUGGAUGAUUCUUACACAUGUGUGCUGAACAAUUCCAUCACAAACCAGACUCAACAUCUCAACACUGAUGUCUGUCACAAGUGUUCAGCUCCUUCCGCAGAAUUUUACUGCUGUUGUGGUUUUACUGAAGUUGUGAUCCGAUUGGUCGUCUCUGCUCUGGUGGGCGUGGCUGCUGUUGCUGUUCUGGUUUAUGAUAUUAGAUCCAGAAGAGAUGAACAGAAGAAGAGAUCAGACACUCAGUUAAAUGACAAAUGAAUGUGUAAUUCUGUCAUCAGGAUGAUGAGGAGAUGAAGUGACAGCAGUUUACAGUCAGUCUUCAUUGUGCUGAACAUGAAAAUAAAUCAUUCAAAACACAACCACACAAAACCUCUUCAGUUACAUGCUUAUCUGUUUAUAUCUGUAUAUCUCAAGUAUAUAUUUGCUUCUGCUUUAAUAUUGUGGUUUGAAUUUG
This is a messenger RNA of Triplophysa rosa, 1162 nucleotides long. RefSeq lists its product as uncharacterized. Bases 1 to 966 code for a protein of 321 amino acids. The transcript has 4 exons. Lineage: Eukaryota; Metazoa; Chordata; Actinopteri; Cypriniformes; Nemacheilidae. The record is from RefSeq and is a predicted model, not a curated record.